Hemiscyllium ocellatum (epaulette shark) is the source of this 3507-nucleotide messenger RNA. Its product is annotated as interphotoreceptor matrix proteoglycan 1. Lineage: Eukaryota; Metazoa; Chordata; Chondrichthyes; Orectolobiformes; Hemiscylliidae. The record is from RefSeq and is a predicted model, not a curated record. The coding region runs from base 1 to 3507 and encodes 1168 amino acids. The transcript is spliced from 13 exons. Gene Ontology annotation, biological process: visual perception.
AUGGACACCCGCAUGGGAGCCAGCUAUAACUGCCUCUUCAUCUGGUACAUGGAACAAUCUAUCUUCCACAGCUUCACCGGUACCAUUCCCCAUCUUUACCUCGACGACAUUGAUGACUAUGGUGUUGCAAUAGAGAAUACUCGAGAGAGGGAAAGUAAUAUUGCAUCUGCAGAGUCUCUGAAUGCAACAAACAACCGACAAUCCUCAACCAUUGGAAGGAUAGUCAACUGGACUGCCAAGUACCGGGCCAAAAGGUCAACCUUUUUCCCAAAUGGAGUUAAAGUUUGCACCACAGAAUCAAUGCGGCAGAUCAUGGCCAGUCACCUUGCAUAUUACAAGUUAAAGGUUUGUCAGGAAGCCGUCUGGGAAGCAUUUCGGAUUUUCUUGGACAGAAUUCCAGAGAAUGAAGAGUACCAACAAUGGGUCAAUAUUUGUCAGCGAGAAACACAUUAUCUAUUCCAGAUUGGGCAAAACUUCAGUGAAUCCCAAGAACAUCUAACCAUGGUUCAAAAGAUUAAGAGUGACGGUUUUCCAUUGCUUCACAGAGACUGGGUAUCCAAGAUAGUGAUCUUCAACCAAGAGAUCCCUGCUGUCCCAGUGUCAAAAACCACAUCGAUUCCAAACAUUGUGGUCUCUAAUGAGAUUGUGAAUGAAACUAAAAUUCCUGUUAAGGAUCUGCAUGUAACCAACAUUGUCCCAGAGCAGCCAUCAGAACAGGUUGUGGAGUUCAGCAUUAAACUCAACAAUCAAAGUUAUAGCAGAGAGUUGAGUGAGCCAAACUCACUCGAGUAUCAGGAACUUACCCGAAGAUUUGAGAUUCAGAUGCGGAAUCUUUUUGAAAUCCAGCCAGGAUUCAAAGAAAUUCAAGUAUUAGGAUCUAGUGAGGAUGGUCACAUGAUUCACUUUGCCGCCAUCUUUGAUAAGAGGGCAGCCACACUGAGUGACAUUCGGAAUGAUGUGCUAAACAUCGGCUCCAAUAAAGUCGAGAAUGGAGACUUGCUGUUUGAGCCACAAGAGGAACACCUAGAAAAACCAUUGGCCACUAUAACAGUAACCAGGUUUCAGGACAUGGUUGCCAUGGCACUACUCAAUGAUACGUCUUUUUCAAUGGAUCCAAGUUCAAUUCGAUUUACUCAAGCCUCUGAUGGUCUCGACCAAGUGGCUCCCAACUUGGAUCCAACUCCCAUCAAACCGGAGAGUCAUUUAAGUCCAGCGAUCACUGGAGAAUUUGUGGAGGACAAGUUGAUGGAGAAGAUUCCAGCCAUCUCUUCAGAAGGAAAACUUGAUGAAACCAUUAAUGAAGUCAUAACUGAUACCAUAGUACAGGUUACAAGGAUAGCUCCCACCCAAACUGGAGCCACUAGUGUCCCAAAUGAUCUGCCAAGUCAACUACUUGUGACAGAACCAUUACUUAAUGUCCCACUAGAAACAUUCUUAGAUAAAGAGACCACAUCUGUGCCACUGACUAGUUCUAAUGGAGGUGUGACUGAAAGUGGACACCAGAUCAGUAGUUUGACAUUUACAACCACGGUUGUAAUGACUGGUGAUCUCUUAGUUACAGAAGAGACUAGCAUAUCCACCUCUGUUUCAUCUGAUAUGCAACAGAUGACUACAGAUGAAAACAUAACUGGUAUCAUAGCUUCUGCUACAGAUCAGCCCGAAUACAUGGUAGAGACCAAACCAACAAUUACUGAAGGAACCAUUAGUGACAUGGCUACCUCAACUGUACAGGUUGAACACAUGCAGGAAACUGAACUACAUUGGGAAAUGGAAGAGGAUGUUGCUACAGAUAAGGUUAUUGGUAGGGCUACAUCUCCUCCAACUGCGCAAUCUGAGCACAAAGAAGAAAUAAAGGAGGAUGUUACUCUGGAUGAAAAUUUAAUUAGGACCUCAGAUUCUGCUGUACAGCCUGAACAUUCCCAUUCAGCCGCACAGGUGAUCACUGAGGCGACUGAAGAAGGCUUUACUGCUCGGAACAUCACAGAAUCUCCUACUGCACAGCCAGUCAAUCAGAAUCUAUCUUUGGAUGCAAAGAUUCAGCAACUAGCAGAACAACACCACAGCAAUACAUUGCCUCCUGACAUAAAGUCAGUCCUUCCACACCAGGAUGAAGAAAAUGUAGAGUCAAACAUUAUUGAACAAACACAGCAGUCCAACGAAAUCAUUCACACUACAAUCUAUCCAUUUAUUUUCAAUCAGGAGACAAUAUCUAAUACUAUUACAGGAACUUCAAUAGAUGACGACCAGGGCAUCAGUAUAACAAUCCCUCCAUCCCAGGAAACUACGAGUGUCAAUGGAAUUGGAACAAAAUUUGAUGCAGGAGCAAUUGAUAUUAGCAUAAUGCCAGGCUGGACAUCAUCACAAAUUGGUAUAAGUAAGGCAGAAGAAUCUCAACGUCAAUUUUUGACAGACCAUCCAUCUCCUCUUGACAGCUUAGGAGAAACAGCUAAAGAAAAUGUUGCCACACCACAAGAUGCCACAAGUGACAUCUCACAAGCCCAGAUUUCAGCAACAGACAGUUUGACAGAUCGAGAGCCCACUCCACUCAAAUUUACAACACCAAAAACAACAACCACUCAACAUGGAAACCCAUUAACAGGCUCUCCAGUUUCAUCCCCGCCAAUAGCUGUUAUGCUGCCAACCUCUGAACAGCUUCACUCUACAGGCAGGAGUCAGUUGGAUGGUGAGACCAACAUCCCUCCCAAUGUGUUGCUCACAACUGCUGCUCCUCAGAAUUCCAGUAAUGAAACUAUAGGUUUUGAAACGGGAGAAGAAGAUAUUAGAGAUGAACUUAUUAUUGGGGAUACAGAGACUGUAGGCAACACAGACAUACUGAAUGGAGGCAAGCAUAGUACUUCCUCUAUCCCAUCUCCGCCUCCUCUGAAAUAUUUAACAUCAAGCUCCUUGACGUCUGCUCCCUCUAAAGAACUGGUGGUGUUCUUCAGUUUACGAGUCACUAACAUGUUGUUUUCUGAAGACCUUUUCAAUAAGAGUUCCCCGGAAUACAGGACAUUGGAACAACAGUUCCUUCAACUGUUGUUACCAUACUUGCAGACCAAUCUGACUGGAUUUAGACAACUGGAGAUUUUGAAUUUUCGGAAUGGCAGUAUUGUUGUAAACAGCAAGAUGAAGUUUGCCAAGUCUGUGCCAUACAAUGUCACCCAAGCAGUCUACUGUGUCUUGGAAGACUUCUGUAAUGCAGCAGCCCAAAGGAAUAACCUGGAAAUCGACAGAUAUUCUCUGGAUGUGGAACCAGCUGAUCAAGCCGAUGCAUGUAAGUUCCAAGCAUGUAAUGAAUUUUCUGAGUGUCGUGUCAACAAACAGACCGAAGAAGCUGAGUGUGUGUGCUACCCUGGUUAUAUCAGUGUGGAUGGACUGCCCUGCCAGAGCAUCUGCAACCUCAGACCAAACUAUUGCCUCAACAAUGGCAGAUGUGAAAUAGAUCCAGAGAAGGGAGCUGUGUGCAGGUUUGUGACAUUGGGGAAAGGUUUGAUGAGAAAAGUAUAG